Molecule: messenger RNA, 1395 nt
Organism: Manihot esculenta (cassava)
Lineage: Eukaryota; Viridiplantae; Streptophyta; Magnoliopsida; Malpighiales; Euphorbiaceae
Exons: 1
Coding region: 1-1395 (464 amino acids)
Source: RefSeq, a predicted model, not a curated record
AUGAGUAUUCGCAACUUGGAAACACAAAUCAGUCAAUUGGUAGUAUCGGUGAACAAAUUGGAAAAUCAAGGUAAAUUGCCUUCUCAGACCACAGUGAACCCUAAGCAGAAUGUAUGUGCUGUUACACUCAGAAGUGAAAAAGAACUGCAGGACGAUCCUCAUCAGGCAAGUCGCUCGCACGACAAUCCUCAUCAGGUAAGUCGUGGGCACAAUCGCAGUACAAAUCUAGAAACUAAGAUGAUCGUACCUGAACAAGACAAAUCAGCUUCAGCACCUGAGCAAUCUGAACCUCUAAUCAUUAAACCUCCUUUUCCUCAGAGAUUAGCCAGGUCUAAACAAGAGAAAGAAGAAAAGGAGGUCCUUGAGACAUUUCGUAAGGUAGAAGUCAAUAUACCUUUACUUGAUGCAAUUAAACAGGUACCUCGCUAUGCGAAGUUCUUAAAGGAAUUAUGCACAAAUAAAAAAAAGUUAGUAGGCUACCAAAAGGUUUGUAUGGGUGAAAAUGUAUCUGCUGUUUUUCAAAAUAAAAUGCCUACCAAAUGCAAAGACCAAUGUAUGUUCGCUAUACCUGUUAAAAUUGGCAAUAUUGGUGUGAAAAAAGCAAUGUGUGAUUUAGGUGCAUCAAUAAAUAUCAUGCCUUUAUCAGUUUUUCAAUCUUUGAAUGCUGGUCCAUUAAAAGAAACGGGUGUGGUGAUUCAAUUGGCUGAUCACUCUAUUGUUUAUCCUGAUGGGGUGUUAGAGAAUGUUUUAGUGCAAGUAGAUAAUUUAAUAUUCCCUGCUGAUUUUUAUGUGAUUUCUAUGGAGGAUAAUAAAUCCUCAAAUUCUUUUGAUAUUUUGCUAGGGAGACCCUUUUUAUCUACUGCUAGAACGAAAAUAAAUGUUUAUGAUGACAUUCUCACCAUGGAGUUUGAUGGGGAAAUCAUUGAAUUUAAUGUUUAUGAUGAUGUGAAACACCCCAAUAAUGUUUAUAGUGUGUGUAGAGUGGAUGCCAGUAAACCUCUAGUUCAGCAAGUGCUUAAAUUGGAAUAUGGAGAUGAGUUGAAUACUAAACUUUGUGAGAAUUUUGGAAAAUCCAACUCAAUGAAUAUGAAGGAAAAUUUUGAUUAUUUAAAAGAAGUGGUAUAUGAAUUAAAAGCAAACAAAUCGUUACACCAUAUUGCUUCUAUCGAGGAACCACCUAAUAUUCAUACUAAAUUUUCAGCUUCUAUUGUGCAGGGAAUAAAAGUGGAACAUAAAUCGUUGCCUGGUCAACCACCUCCAUUCAUAAAUGAGAAUCGCACUUCACACAGUUUGAAAUUACCAUUCGAACAAGUAUUUCUUAAGUCAUUUUAUAAAGGGUUCAAGGUGGAACCAGCUAAAGAGAUCACUUUCAGUUAUCCAACACCAAUUGUCUGA